This is a messenger RNA of Notolabrus celidotus (New Zealand spotty), 10138 nucleotides long. RefSeq names its product RNA binding motif protein 14b (gene rbm14b). The coding region runs from base 438 to 2213 and encodes 591 amino acids. The record is from RefSeq and is a predicted model, not a curated record. Gene Ontology annotation, cellular component: cytosol. Gene Ontology annotation, molecular function: zinc ion binding; mRNA binding. The transcript is spliced from 4 exons. Lineage: Eukaryota; Metazoa; Chordata; Actinopteri; Labriformes; Labridae.
UGCGAGUAUCAUUAACAGCGCGUAAAACCUAUGCGUAAAACUGGGGCUUUUAUUUUGUUAAAUCAUGUUUGUUUCCAUGUUUUUAGCCUUGUGACUUGUUUUGCUUUUCAACACCACAGCGAAACCAACAUCCCCUCUCGCCAUUCACAAUUUUUUUUCUCCCACCAAUCCUACACAAUGACUCUAACCCGCCUGGCUCAUCCAAACAACUUCUAUUGUUGCUUUUGGCGAUUUUUCCGCCUUCCAAUGACCCGAGCUUGGAAAUGUGUUGACUCAGCCUCGUGCUGCGUCAUCAGAAAACCAGCUUCCCCCUGGAUAUGCCUUAAAUGAACCCACUGUUCAUGCAGCAGCCAUAUGCAACAAGGGGGUUACAGUCACUCACAUGUGUAGGCUACAGCAGAGAAACCUGCAUCUCUUUUUAAAACGUGUUUUUUUUUAUGAGGUGCAACAGCAGCAGGAGGAGGAAGAGGAAGAAGAGCGCCAUGGACAAGAGCAACACAGUGAAGCUCUUCGUGGGCAACCUGGCGUUGGACACCACCCAGGAAGAGCUAUCAGCCAUCUUCGAACCCUAUGGUCAGGUGGUCAGCUGCAGCGUGCUGCGGCAGUUCGCCUUCGUGCACCUGCAGGGCGAGGGUGCAGCCGAGCGUGCCAUCCGGGAACUCAACGGACGGGAGUUUCGUGGACGAAAUUUGGUAGUUGAGGAGUCGAGGGGACGGCCGUUGCACUCCACUAAGGUGUUUGUGGGUAAUUUGAGUGGGAUGUGCACCACUGAAGACCUACAGCAGCUGUUCCAGACGUUUGGGAAAGUUCUCGAGUGCGACAAAGUCAAAGCCAGGCAUUCCUCUUCCGCAGGUUACGCCUUUGUCCACAUGGAAAACAAGGAAGACGCGCUUCAGGCCAUCGAGGCAUUGCAUGGCACCUCGUUUAAGGGCCGUCCUCUCUCUGUAGAGCUGUCUAAGGUCCAGCCCAGCAAGCAAGCACCGACAGGAAAAAUCCCCUGUGUUAACUGUGGAAAGCAGGGCCACUAUGCUGGAGAGUGCCCUGUAGGGAAGCCGUCUCUUGAGCAGUACCAGAGUCAGGCAGCAGUCCUGGCAGCCGCUGCAGCUGCAGCCGCCGGCCUGCCCCUCCAGGUACAACAAAGCGUGCACAAUUCAGUCUACAACACCUCCACCUUUGACCCCACCUACGCAGCCCUCACUGGGAUCACCACAGGCACACGCACUGAUGGGAACCCGGUGAAUCCAGCUGUUUAUGGUGCCCUUGCCAGCCAGGUUUAUGGUGCCAACGUUGCCAGUCAGCUUUAUGGAACUGUGGCCAAUCAGGCAGCUCUUACUUCAGGGGCCACCCAAAUGUACAGCUCGAUGACUCCCAACAUCUACGGCCAGAUGGCUGCAACGCCUGCACAAGCUGCUGCAGCCGCAGCAGCUGCUGCUUACUCUACUCCGGUUUACGCCCCUACUGUGGGCAACCCCCAGGUGUACCUGGCUGCUGCUCCUGGGCUAGAAAUGCCAACCGCAGCGGCUGCAGUCAACCCAGCCUACACUGUAUCUCCAGCGAUUUAUGGUGCUGCCACACCAGCCUACGCUCAUAUAAGCGCCAUGGGAGCAGCUGACCCUACCACAGCCCUCUUUGAGGCAGCCAGGCAGGCACAUUACUUUGCCCAGGGCCAGCACGUUGUUGCCGAGCAGCAGUCAGUGGUUGCAGCAGCAGCGGCGGCAGCGGCUGCGGCAAAGUCUGGUGAGAGGGAUCGUAGUCCCCUGCGGAGGUCAGUUCCUCUGCUACCAGACCCAGUGAUGAAGCCUUUCAUGUACCAGAGAGCCAAGCCGCGGCGACCCCUGCUCCCCACGCCAGCUGGUCGGGCAGCAGAAGAGGCAGCGGAGGCUGCAGAGGACCCCAUGGCCAGGUACUACGCUGAGUACUACCAACAGCUGCAGCAGUAUCCACAGUUCCAGUAUGCCUACCCACCACCCAGCGCAAUGACGGCCAUCGCAAGCAUGCAAGGGGUGUCAGCAGUCCCUGCCGUACCUACGAUGUCUGCUCAGCCUGUCACCAUGGACUCCCUCAGGCCAGUGGUCCCCACCGCUGCGGCAGUGGCAGCCGCCAUGGCUGCGCCCAGGGUGUAUGAGCCGCCGUUGCCGCCGCCCACGCGCAAGGAGGCCAUCCUCCGCCGCCCCGAACUCUCCCUUCACACGCCUGAGCCCCCCUUCCGAUAGUCGCACACAACUCUCUGCCCCCCCCCCACCUCUCCCUCUUUGCCCUGAUCCCCAACCCCACUUCUCCUCUUCCACCCCAAACUUGAUCACCUUACAACAGCUGUAUGUGUGUGUGAACGAGUGUGUGGGGUAGGGUCUGAAACUGGGGGCUUCUCAGUUUAUUAACCUGCUUUGUGAGGGACUUGAUCAGCUGACCUUGGUCCUGUUUUCAUACACACAGUGCAGCCAUGAAAGGGAGUUCCUCAUCUGUUGAACGGGCAUUCUUUGUGCAUCUCAGUUUUACUUUUUUAUUGUGCCAGUCUCACACUUGUGCCAGUAUUAGACUGACCCAGUCAGUCGUUUCAUAUGCCUUUAUUUCUGCAACCCAGUUAUGAUUUUCUACGGCCAAAUCGACAAUAGAAGAUGCUGGUUUCUGAACCUGUUAGCCAUUCUCCUUAGGCCUAGAUGAUCAGUUAGGGCAGCUAAUUUAAAACCUUUUUUGCCUUAUUUUGAAGAGUUUCAAAUGUAAUGUAAUCAGAUGUGAAAUGAGAUAACACAUAUUGUGUACUGGCUGCAUUGCUUUGUGUCAAACAGAACCAAGGUUUCUUGUUCUUUGAGGGGGUGUUUGUCUUGAACGUGACGUGGAUGUAGUGUGUGUGUGAGCGAGUGCAAAAGAGAGUGCGGGCUUCUGACCUUGCAGCGCACAAACGCAGCAGCUAAGACUGCGCCUUGCUGAGUAAAAAAAAACUUAAAGCACACAUUAUACGUACUGUAUUGUAUGUUCGGAUCUCUCCUUGACCCCAUUCCCCCCCUGUACUCUUAACGACAACACUUGAAGACACUGCCUCAUCUCUCUUUCUAACUACAGCUGCCUACCUCUGACAGUUAAUUUCAGUGAACUCUUGUUUCACACUUUUUAGACCAGUCAUGAGUUUAUUUCAUGCACCUUGUGAAGGAACAGGGUCAGCAGUUUAAGGGAGGGCGGAGCCAGAUUUUGGCGUGAAUGACUUUUGUAGAUAUUCCAUAUGAAGUCCUCCUACAUAUUCAGAGGCCUUGUUUUAGAAGAUAUUUUAUGUGUUCCGUUUGUUUUCGUGUUAUCUUAAUGUUAUACAAGUCAAACUGGGGUGUAAUGAAUUGUAAUGAAACAAAACCCAUGUGUGACUACUGAACGAGCUGUUUACAGAUGAUCUUUACACUGCAUCCUACGUGGAAUCAUGAUAUGUGAUAGGCUUAAACUAUGUGCCUUUAAGCUUUGAGUGAAGUGCAUUACGAGGAGGGGGUCUCCCAUUUUUAAGUGCUUUUGACUUUUUUAAUCAUUUCAAGGGGGGAGGUGGGAGGGGAGGGAAAGGGGUUACGGUGGCCGAAUGGAGCUUAGCAUCCACAGGGCUAGAAGCAGUAAAGCUUUCUCGUGGACUUGCACACACGUUAGAUAUUUUUCAUAUCAUAGUGUUUUUGAAAAGCCACAAACUGAGCCUCACGGGUUCGUAAUUAGCCGCUGGUUAUAAGCAGAAACGACAGUGAUAGCACCAAUGAAGUGAGAGAUGGGGUAGUGUCUUCUAGUUGCCCAACUUUUCCUACUUUUUCCAAAUACCGGACUAGCUUCAGACUGUAAUUGCAAAACUAUGCAAGUGACGUUUUAGUAGGUGGGUUACCUCGCAAGUACAGAUGUGAUUCUGACUUUCUUGAACUUGCCUUGAGCGAUUAAGGGUCUGUGUCCAUGAGCCCAGUUUUGUUGCGCUGGUAGCACCCAUGACCUCAAUUUUACAGCCGACUCACCAGCCGUCCUUGUUGCUAGAUGCACUUCCAGUUAGUAGUGGCAGUGAAGUGUUUGAAAAUGCUCUAUAAGCUUCAUAUUUGCUUUCAUUCAAUGGCAUUUUACAAAGAAAUGUUAGAUAGAAGACAGAAACUGGAAGCAGCUCAACACCUGGAAAUUGUUGUUGACAAACUGACAUGAGGAGUCACACCCUUUCUAAGUUUGGAUGGGUAGGAGAUGGAGAAGUGACACUGAUGAGUGUGGCUUUGAUUCAAAAGUUGAACUAUUUUCAACUGAAAGUGCAGCGACAAAAAAAACGCUGGUGCAGUUUCCUGAGCACUGAACACACUGCUUCAAUUUUGGAUAGAAAAUCGGUGCUGCCAGGGCAAAGAAUGCAGUUAGUGGACACAGGCCCUAAUUCCACACAUUUGGUUCUCCAAUCAUUUAAAACAGUCACUUGGAAUUUUUUGGCAACUACCUUUUGAGAGCAGUCUGAUGCACACACAGUCAUACCCUCUGAAAUCACCUUACUGCCUCGCUGUUUCACCCUCCCCGCUCCCCUGUGUGGUUUUUAGUGGUUAAGUGAUUUUUGCAUCUCACAGUGUAAUCUUUCUGUGUUGUAUAUACAGACACAUACCAGUUGCAUCCUUAGUAGACUUCUGUGGUUUGCGAAAUGUCUUGUUUGCCAUGUUUAAGACCGUAUUUUUUAGAUGAAUAUUUUAAUUUUGCCUUUUUUUUUUUUUUUUUUUUUUUUUUAGUAAAAGACAAAAAAAGAAAGUAAAAAUCGGCAUGCUUUUUAUUGAGAAUAUGUAUUCUAUAAUCAUUAUUAUAAUAAAGAAUGUUUGGCUGACUACUGUGGCAAAAAAACAGCAAAGGGUUUGGACAUUUCCCCUUCUUGUUUAUGUUUCUCUGUUUCUCUUGUGUAAAAUGACCACCAGACCCAUUUGACUGGGGACCCAGGGGGAGACAGGUGUAGAUGCUGGCCCAGCUUUGCUCUCUUUGGUCAGGGUAAGUGCGGGUUGGUGCUCCUAUCUCUCUCCAGCCUCUCAAACUGGGGUGCAAACCAAAACUAAUGGGAGAGGUUUGCACUUGACAAAAUCAGUAUUCAAUUUGGGCUCAAAACAUUGGGUAUUGUCCUAAACAUUUCAUACAGAAAGUGUGAUACACACACUGUGAAACAUUGAGAGCUGGGGAGAGGCACACAGAUAGAAUGGCCUGGGUGCAUUUUGAUCUGUGGAGCAGUCCUGUUCCUGGGGUUGAUGGGUGUGCGUCUGGUCUGGUCUGGUCUCUCCCUGCUGCACCAAAAUCUCCCCCCUCCGUUUGUCUCUGUGUUCACUCUACUCUCAAAACCUGCAUGUCUGAUAAUCUGUAACUUUGCCGCUCAAGAAAAAAAAAAAAACUAUCCCCGGCGACAGUCCAGCUCUGAACUAACUAUCUCAACUGAAUUAGGUCACCAUGCCACCUGGAACGGCCAGUGUGCAGCCGUGCGUGAGCUAACGGCGUGAGCCAUGGGGAGGACUUUUAGCACGACGCCACCACAGCGGGAACUUGUUCUCUGUCUCUUCACCACCAAGGUAAAUGAACAAACGAAACCAAAACCAAAAGCACUGACCUCUCCUCUCCCCCACCCUGCCGCACCUCCCUUUGACUGUGCCUUGACAAUACACUUCCCACCCCCUCCUCUCCUCCGCCAUCGCCACCUCCCCUUUUUCUUUCCGAUCCGUAACUCUUCUGCUGCAAUGGCAGUGCCAUCGGUGGGGGUGGCGGGGCGGGGUGGGGAGGCUGGAGUGCUGUUAGGACCCUUUCCACAAGACUGAGUCCUGUCUCACAUCAGCAUUCAAGGCGACUGACUGUGUCCUUUCUGUCCCGGCUAGUGUCUGAGCAAGUGAAUAAAGAAUAGUGUGUGUUUGUGUGUGUUAGUCAGAGAGCAUGGAUGUCUGAGUUAUUCUUGGGUGGUGAUUUAUUGAUUGGUGAGGCUUGGCACAUGCGGCCCAACCCUUCCCCCUCCCCUUGCCCGCUAGUCAACUCCUCUUCACCGCCGUACUCGCCGCCCUUACAACUCCCCCUCCCUCCCCUUCCUUUCUCCCUUCCUUCUCAACUCCCACCCUACUGUGCCCAUGCGCCUCUACUUUCCGCCGUUCACCCACACACAGCGCUUUCUUCCGCCGCAACCGCCGUUGCCACUUUGGAUCUGGGUUUGUGGCUCUGGCUCGGACUCAGCUACCCAGAACCUACCCACCUGACCCCAACCUCCCCACCCUCCUUUGUUACCAGAGAGGCGCCAAUGGACAGUGCAACCAGAAUUAGUAACUUGACAGAGAGACUUCCAAGUUGGACGAAUUGCUUUGCGAAAGGUCUUGAAUGCUGGGUUUGUUCUGCAUGGCUGCGGAAGAGAUUUUAACUCCUGUUCCCAAAAUCCUACAUCUUGGGUUGUCAAUCAGCCUCAAACACUUUCCUUACCUUUGGGUCCCUCAGCCCAUUGCCAAUCAGAAACAUCCUAUAAGAUAGGCCUAGGUAUGAGGCCAGUCUAACCUGUAGAUUCUCACCAAUCUCAGGGUUCCUAUAGGACUUUUCUGGUACGGCAGCUCUAGUUUUCUAAAACUGGGAUCAGCUGGACUUGGCUGCAUAUGUGCUCUGAAUGAAAUGUGUGUGUUUUUUACCUGUUAAGAUCGUCCUUGUGCUGAGAUAGACAGCUUAACCCUUGCACCACACCACGAUCCCACACUCGGGGGGGAUGGGGGGGGGGGCUUCAAGUGUGCCAAACGAGUUGUCCCACAUUUGCUGUAACAGCUGCAAGAUGGAGUCGAGACAAAGAGGGGAGUGCCUUCUGGCAGCCUAACAAACAAAGGAAAGGGAAGAAGGAGGAUUGAAUAGUUAAACUGAGUAUAAGGUGAGUUGUUAGUGGAAGUGUCUGUUGUCCAAAGCUGGGCCCCUAAUCUUGCCUUUCUGAUCUUGGAGGAUCCUAAAAAUGUUCUUUGCCCUUGUGGUUUGCUGUGAAAAUAGUAUCCUAAUAUGGAUCUGUAGAAGGAAUAUUCCAAAGACAAAGGAUAGUGUCAUUGUCAUAAGAAGCAACACACAGUCAGGAAAACCCUCGCCAACACAAGCCAAUUUCACCCGAACAGUGAAGCUCUAAACUGACCAUGUCAAACACUGACUCCCUUCCUGUCCUCCAUCAUCAGGGCGCAUUGUGCUCCAAUAUUAUGUCCCCCAGUCCACCCCAUCCCACCCUACUCACUAAAGGCUUCUCCAGUUGCUUGCAAACCUGGGCUUCUUGUGCUUGGGUGAAUGCAGCCACGCAUCUCUAAACCUCCCUUGCUCUGAAUUCACAGUCCUAGUAUUCUGACUGCCAAAACUCGCCGCAGCCUCUACCUUACUUCCACUUCCACUUCCUCACCCCUCUCCAACCCCCCUUGCCUUCUGUGGUUUGGACGACUGAUAACUGUAAUCCAGAUGCUCUUUCCGCACGCAUCUUUUAGCAUUCUGUUGUUCUGAUGGGAUCCAACAGGGUCCAUCUGUUCCCCUGCUGCAGGUAUCAGUUCAGAUUUGUUUGAGCACAACUUAUAAACCAUAUUGCCUUUUUUUAAGUUUGCAAGCAGAGAUUCAGUAUUAAAUGUAACCGCAAAGGUGACUUUUUUUUAAGCUCUUCUAGUACAAAUGUGAAAUUACAUAGACUUGAUCACACUCUACUUUUUUGGUCAACCUUUUUUUUUGACAGAGACAUUUGCAGUAGAGUCAUACCUCAGCCGUUACCUCAUCUACAGUGCACAACAUGAACACUCAAAGUAUAUACAUCACCACAUUCAUACGGCGGCCAUUUCCCUCCAACAUGCUCAAGGUGAGGAGCUAAAAUGCUGUUACAAGACUUGUGAAUGUGUUUGAGGUUGCAAGUUGUUGUUGGAAUCAUUGGAAUCUGACAAAUCAUUACCAUUUCACUAUGUUUCAACUGGUGGGCACUUUGAAAACAAUGGAUUCUGGAAACUGGUGGGACAUUGGGCCUUAGUUCAGGGUAAACAAGAGAUUUGAUAACCGUCACACAAAGAAAGCUGGUAUGCUCAGCUCAAUAAUUCUGUAUGGGCAAUAAGAGCCAACCCAAAGAUAACACAGUCAGCAUAAAGACAUACUUUUUGUUUUCUUAAUGUUUCAAUUAUCAUACUAAGAGAGCACAACAUGUUUGAUAACCAGUUAGCUAAAGUCAGACUACUGCAAAAGCUAGCAUUCAACCAGUUUUUAGCUAACAUCACGGCUUAGAAAGUGUUAAACAAAUGUGCUAACAUCAGUUGUCCUGGCUUAUAUUGAAUUACCUUUUUGUUUUACCUUAAAUUAGACACUUCCUAGCUAACAUAACUCCUUAAGAGGGUUAUAUGACUACAGGAAAGGCAUACAUUUUGAGCCGACCUCAUGUUAGCUAGGAUUAUGCUAAAUGUGAACAUCAGUUGUCCUGACUUAGCUGUUAGUAGGCCAAGCCAAUCUCAUACAUCAUUAAACAUGCUUUACCUAGAUAAAUGGCUGAUAUUUUCACUAUUCAUUGACAAAGAAGUUGCUAAAACAAAAAAUGUAACAAACAUAGAAGUUUCUAGCUCAUUUUUGGGAGUGCGAAAGCAACCCUAAAUUGAAUCCUAGCACCCCUAUAAAUUAAGAGAUUUCUUUUUUUUACUGUAUGUCCUUUUUAACAAGCUAGAAAAGUUUCAAAACCACACAGUACUUGGUUGAAACGUAAUAUUGAACAACAAAAAUACAGCAGCUCCUCCGAAUAGUGGCACGCAAAACUUAUCAAAUUAUAUAAUACAGACAAGAAGGAAAAAGGCAGAGGAAAACAUUGAAAAAGUCAAUUUCUGUUAAAGUGUUUUAUAUGUUGUACAUUGCAUUUCAAAUGAAAGUCCAAAAAAUAACUCCAAUGUCAAAUUUUUGUAUUUUUGGUACUCACUAUAGGGGGCUUGUUUUCUCCAGAAAUAUACAUACUGUUUAUGUAUAUGUUGAGGAGCUGCUGUAUCAAAUUAGUUGUCUUCCCCAGAAAUUAGGGUUACCAUAUGUUUCUUUUAUGAUUCCAAUCCCCUUGCUGUGGCUCAGCAUUUAAAUAACCUUUAUCAGAUUUGAUGGUUUAGUCACAGACUUUCCCAAAAAGUGUUAUACUUUUCUUUCACAAAUGUGGGAAUGAAAUUGCAUUAAAAUGUACAAAACAGUGAAAUUUAUCUUGCAUGGCCAGGCAGCUCUCCUAAACAUCCAAUCCCAGAAUCGUCCCUGGUAAUAAACAAGCUAGUAGCAAAUAAUUGUGCACAUUUUCAAUCAUGUUGUUAUCAAACAUUACUGUUAUAGUCUCUUACAAUUGCCCAAUUAAACUUAAGAUUUUCACUACCAUUGUCUUCAAGGUUGAUGAUCAAUUGAGACGAGAUGGAGUGAUAACAAUUUGUCAGAGUUUCCAAUUUCAACAAUUUGCAAACCUGGAACCAAGCAGUUUGAAAUUAAAAGAGCAAAUGUCCACACUUUGUGCGAUGCCAGAGGAAAAUGGCCGUUGAUUGAAUAUGAUGAAUGAAAAUGUAACCUCUUUUUUUUUUUAAAGGCUUUGUUAAAUUUUCAUUUUUUUUUCAGGAUAAAAAAAAUGGGAAUCUUUCAUGCGGUAGGUUGUUGUGCCAGAGUUUGAGUUACAUUAGAUCUUCAUAUUAUUUUGUGUAACCCCUCUGAAUGUGUAGUAGCAGUGUAAGCGCACAUAGUUCCACGAUGUUUACAGUAAUCAACCCAUCCAACUCCUUCAACUCAGUAGCAGCACAGUAAUGUACCUACAGGUAACCACAAAUAGUCGCACAGUAGCUAAGCUUCUUCAAGUAGGUUAAUGGACCAAGCGUAGUGUAGUUACAUAGAAAUGCCUGAUUAAUUAUAAUACAAAUCAUUCUAGUUUCCAAAGAUACAUCCUCAUGGGUGACAGAAUAAUGUGUCACCAUGACAAGAAAGCAAUCUGCUCAUUUCAAGGAAUUUUGUCCCAGCACAAAGUCAAAUGGGACAAGUGUUUGGGGGUCUUAGUUGAUGAAUGUUAGAUGAAAUUGUUGCAUUAACAUGUUUACUGUGAAUGACAAAUCCUUAUAUAAACAUAUAUUAUACUGUACAGUUGUGUAUGCAUAUAUAUAUGCCUUUUUAAUAUGUAUUUCUUAUAUGCAAGGCAUUUUUCAGUCUGCAUGCAAAUCAUAAAUAAAUUCAUUUU